AUGGAGUGGUCAAAUGAAUCAGUACUUGAAUUUUUAAGAUUAUAUGAACAAGAAUCUGUUAUUUGGAAUUCAAAACAUUUAAAACAUAAAGAUCGAAAUGCAGUUUACGAUGCGUGGUCAAAUAUUCAAAAGUCCUUCAGUCUUCAAUGCACUGUACAAGAGCUGAAGAAGAAAAAGGAGUCACUUAUGUCUACUUUUAGACCACUUUUGAGUAAAGUCAAGGCUAGUAUGGGAACAGGCUCAGGUGCCGAUGACGUAUAUAAACCAAAUUGGUUUGCCUAUGAAACCAUGGCAAAAUUUUUAGUUGGAGUAUCUCAGCCUAGGUCAACAAUAAGCACACAGGGCUUAGAAGACACGUCGACAUCUGUAGAUAUGAGUAAUACUGAAAAUAGUACUGAAAAUCGUAGUGUCGAAGAAAAUUUAGAUGUCAGUCCGUCAUGUAGUAUGGAUAGCAGUUAUACACCGUCUAAUAAACAAAAUUAUAAAAAACGUAAAUUUAAUUCAUCUGAAGUCGAAAAUCGUAUGGAGGAUGCCUACAAGAUAAUGAAAACUGUGUGUGAAAAACAAAAAAAAAACGUAUGCCAACUUUAUGGAGAACUUCUGGGCGAAAAAUUAAACGAAUUUGAUAAAAAAACACAAUAUUUUUUAAUGCAUGAAAUCGACAAUUUAAUCUUCAAAACAAAAUUUCAAACUGAAAAUACUUCUCAACCGAUUCAACCUAAUUACUGUUUAGAAAAUCUACAACAAAAUGUCCCCAGUGUUUCAUAUAAUCCAUAUAACUAUCCUGCUUCAAUUUAUUCAACAUCACCAUACUAUUCUCAACCAUCAGCUGGAGUGAAUACCGAUGAACCGAAUGCUAGUAAUAUCCAACAUGGAUAUCAGUAA
Molecule: messenger RNA, 885 nt
Organism: Rhopalosiphum padi (bird cherry-oat aphid)
Lineage: Eukaryota; Metazoa; Arthropoda; Insecta; Hemiptera; Aphididae
Exons: 2
Coding region: 1-885 (294 amino acids)
Source: RefSeq, a predicted model, not a curated record